Molecule: messenger RNA, 492 nt
Organism: Eruca vesicaria subsp. sativa (arugula)
Lineage: Eukaryota; Viridiplantae; Streptophyta; Magnoliopsida; Brassicales; Brassicaceae
Source: the annotation of a GenBank genome assembly
AUGGUGAAAAGAGGAGGAGGUACGAAGAGGAAGCCUGAUAUGAAGAAGAUCGCAUACAAAGCUUCGCGAGCCACAACUUUCUCAAAACGCAGAGAUGGUCUCUACAGCAAAGCGGCCCAGCUUUGCGUUAUCUCUGACGCUCAAAUCGCAAUCUUAGCGUCUUCAAACUCCAACGCUUCUUUCUUCUCCUUUGGUCAUUCCUCCGUUGAAUCUAUCGUCUCUGCUUAUCUAUCCGGAAAGAGACCUCCUCCUGUUUCGAGUGAUACCAAAGCGACGAGAGAAGACCUAGGUAUAUGUAUGGCUCGCAUGAAUCUAGGGUUAGGGUUUUGGUGGAACAACAAGAAACUUGUCAAUUCUAAGAAUAGGGAAGAGAUUAUGGAAGCGAUGGAGUCAAUGGAAGUACUCAUGAACCAUCUCAAGGCACUGAAGGAUCAAACCCUAACAACAACGGUGGACCCUAACAACAACGGUGGAGGACGAGGACAAGGUUGA